Amaranthus tricolor (Joseph's coat) is the source of this 2436-nucleotide messenger RNA. RefSeq names its product LEAF RUST 10 DISEASE-RESISTANCE LOCUS RECEPTOR-LIKE PROTEIN KINASE-like 2.4. Lineage: Eukaryota; Viridiplantae; Streptophyta; Magnoliopsida; Caryophyllales; Amaranthaceae. Gene Ontology annotation, molecular function: ATP binding; polysaccharide binding; protein kinase activity. The transcript is spliced from 3 exons. The record is from RefSeq and is a predicted model, not a curated record. Bases 62 to 2002 code for a protein of 646 amino acids. Gene Ontology annotation, biological process: protein phosphorylation.
GUCAUAUAUACACAUUAUUAAACAUUAAACACCAAUCAUCAUCCAAAAACAUCAAAUUAAAAUGCAGGUUUUUACACUUAGUAGUAUGUUAAUCAUCCAUUUGAUGAUUUCCCUUGUUUUUUCAUCAUUAUCCAAAGCUGAAAAUGGUGAAUACGCAGCUUGUUCAAUUCCUUAUUCAUGUGGGAAAAUCAAAAACAUAGGCUAUCCAUUCUGGGGAGGUAACAGACCAGAGUACUGUGGAGUUUCGGAACUUAAACUCAAUUGUCUAACUAACGCAGAUUACCCAACUAUUGAUGUUUACAAGAAUGGAGACAUCGGUUUAAGUGUUGUUAAUAUUAAUUCAUCUUCCCAAAUCAUUUCUGUUACUCGAGAAAAACUAUUGGAAAGAUGUUAUUUACAAGAUAUUAGUAAAAUUUCAUUACUUUCAACAUUAAACCCAAAACCAGGGUAUCAACCAAUACUCUUAUUCUAUGGUUGUAAUACAAAUAGUAGCGGGUGUUUCUCAAAGUAUAAAAACUAUUAUUCUUUUCCUUGUUCAAACUCUAAUGGUUCAUUUGGUUCAGCUUAUUAUUUUGAUAAUAUUUCAAAUUAUAGUUCGUUUAGUGAGUCGUGUUAUUGUAUAAAUAACGUUACAGCUUUGAUUGAUAAGACAGGAUUAGAUGAGUUGAGAAAUAAAAAUGGGUCGCUUUGGAGUGUAAUGACAAAGUGGCCUAUGCAGCUGAAGUAUUCUGUGAAUUUGAGUGAGUGUGAGAAGUGUGAAGCGUCAGGUGGUAGAUGUGGAUCUGAUGCGCUUCUUUCGCAUCGUUUUAGGUGUAUUUGUCCAGUCGAUGGAGAUCAGCCAUUUGUGUGUUCUCGCUCAGGUGUUAGAAGAAAACUCGCUCUCAUAAUAUCAGGUUCCGUAGCUCUAGCACUAGCUGUAGUGAUGUUGAUUUGUUUUCUAGUAUACGCACAUAAAGGAGGAACAGCUAAGAAAUUCUCAUUUCUUUGGAGCAAAAGCAAAGAUCCAAAUGUAACAGUCUUUCUCAACAGUUAUGGUUCCUUAAUCCCCAAAAGAUACACAUACACAGAUAUAAGAAAAAUGACCAAUUCCUUCAAAGAUAAACUUGGUGAAGGAGGUUAUGGUAGUGUUUACAAAGGGAAACUACAGGAUGGUAGAUUCGUAGCUGUGAAGAAACUUAAGACUGUAAAGGGUGAUGGUAAAGACUUUAUUACUGAAGUACUAAGCAUUAGUAGAACAAAUCAUGUCAAUAUUGUCACCCUUUUAGGCUUUUGUUUCGAAAGAGAUAAACGAGCUCUUGUAUUCGAGUUUUUACCAAAUGGGUCUCUCGAGAAGUUUAUAUGUGACGGAGAAAUAAGCCAUUGUUUGCAAUGGGAAACUAUGUUCAAUAUUGCAAUUGGAAUUGCACGAGGAUUGGAUUAUCUACAUAGAGGAUGCAACACAAGAAUACUACAUUUCGACAUUAAGCCUCAUAACAUCCUUGUUGAUGAGGAUUUUCAUCCAAAGAUUUCCGAUUUUGGUCUUGCUAGAUUAUGUCCACCCAAGAAUAGUUUAAUAUCAAUGUCGGAAGCUAGAGGAACGAUUGGAUACAUUGCACCAGAGGUACUGUCGAAAUAUUUUGGUAACGUGUCUCAUAAAUCAGAUGUUUACAGUUACGGAAUGAUGCUACUUGAUCUAGUAUGUGGUAGGAAAAACAAAAUGAAGGUUAAAGAUGCUGAACAAAGCAAUGAAAUGUACUUUCCUGAUUGGUUAUAUAAACAACUUGAAGAAGAUGAGGAAACUGGUAUUCAUGAGCUAAUGAAUGACAAGAAUAAAGAGUUGGAAAGAAAGAUGAUAAUAGUGAGUUUAUGGUGUAUACAAACAUAUCCAUUGAAUCGACCAUCGAUGAACAAAGUAGUGGAAAUGCUUGAAGGGCCAUUGGAGUCAUUAGAAAUACCUUCCAAGCCAAAUACAUGUUCUCCUGUAAGACCUGUGUUUGAUUCUUCGGACAUGACCACUAGUUAGGAAUUUUAAUUUGUUUAAAUUAUGGUUAGAAGAAUUGUGUAUUCAUAUAUCAUUACUUAUCUCUAAGUCUUCCCUCAAUUUCCAUUACUAUAUGUAGUUAACACAGUAGUUCACCCUCGUGUCCUUUUUCUCUGAUUCACACCACUAUUAACAUUAGUGUCGAAAGUUCCAAUAUUAAUUUAUUGGGGAAAUAUCACCACAAGUGCUCACGUUCGAUAGAAAAUAAGAUAAUUUUAUUAACAUACACUUAACAAUAUUUUAGAUUUGCAUAUCAUUAAUUUUUUUCCCCUACUUGAAUUAUUUUCCACCUUUUUUACCAAACUUUUAAGGAUAUUGUUGUGUAAAAUUUGAUCUCACACUACAAAAAAUUGUUGAAAUAGCGAUGGCUAAGAAAUCAUCACCAAAGGCGACGGACUGGCGUCGAAUACCUCAUC